Molecule: messenger RNA, 2756 nt
Organism: Sarcophilus harrisii (Tasmanian devil)
Lineage: Eukaryota; Metazoa; Chordata; Mammalia; Dasyuromorphia; Dasyuridae
Gene: TPD52
Product: tumor protein D52
Biological process (GO): B cell differentiation
Cellular component (GO): cytoplasm
Source: RefSeq, a predicted model, not a curated record
AAGGUUUCACAAACAUCAAGGAGAAAUGUUUGCUUAAAACAAAAGUAACUUGAUAAAUGCACACGUCGCUCUUCUCCCUCCCCCUGAGCAUCCCGUGGUUUCCGCCUUUAUGGUUUGCUUCUGCUCCCCUCCCCCCAGCAGCUGCUGUCACUUCUCCUCCUUCCAUCCCAUGCCUCCUCCUCCUUCCAGAAGAUAACUCUCCCUCCAGUGGGCAUCCUUCCCCGCCCAAGGCCCAGCCCCUCCCGGGUGGCUGCGAGCGAGCUCUCCGCUGCUGCCGCUGCUGACUCUGCGGGGCGGAGCGGAGCGCAGUGCCCAGGUCUGGCGGGUCAGGUGGUUGGGUGACGCCCCGGGAAGGCGCUCUCCAGGAGGUGCGGGCCUCCAGGGAAGGGUGGGUGGGUGGGUACUUUCCGCAGGCGGUGGCGGCUGCUGAAGCACUCUCGGUGGCCCCAGCCCUAGCUUCAGUCCAGGCGGCUGCAGUGCGAUCCGAGCCUUCACUCCGGCGCUGACCAUCACGGGAACCAGGGAGCUGCGAGCGAACAUGGACAGCGGGGAGCCAGGUGUACUGAAAACGGAUCAAAUACCUGAAGAAGGGGAUGAUGCUGUUGCUACAAUCAGUGCUACAGAGACCUUAUCAGAGGAAGAACAGGAAGAACUAAGAAAGGAACUUGCAAAGGUAGAAGAGGAAAUACAGACCCUAUCUCAGGUGUUAGCAGCCAAGGAGAAGCAUCUAGCUGAGAUCAAGAGGAAACUUGGAAUCAAUUCACUACAAGAACUAAGGCAGAACAUUGCCAAAGGCUGGCAAGAUGUGACAGCCACAUCUGCAUAUAAGAAGACUUCAGAAACUUUGUCUCAGGCUGGACAGAAGGCCUCAGCUGCUUUUUCUUCUGUUGGGUCUGUCAUCACCAAAAAGCUUGAAGAUGUAAAAUUGCAGGCCUUUUCACAUUCCUUUAGUAUUCGCUCCAUUCAACAUUCAAUUAGCAUGCCUGCUAUGAGAAACUCACCUACUUUCAAAUCAUUUGAAGAAAAAGUUGAAAACUUAAAGUCUAAAGUUGGGGGAAAUAAGGCUGCUGGAGGUGACUUUGGAGAAGUCUUGAAUUCCACUGCUAAUGCCAGCGCCACAGAAUCUCUGACAGAACAGACACAGGAGACCCAGUGAGAUUGUUGCCUUUGGUUCUGCUACCCACUGCCAGAUGCUGCAAGCAAGACCUAAGUACAUUGAUAGAAUGGCCUUGGCUAUUUCCAACCAAAUGUGUUUUUGUUUCGCUUUAUGUAUUCAUUGGAAAAAAAGUUUGUGGGGUUAACUAUUUUCAAAUUAAAAUGUAGUGGAUGGAUUUAACCUUUGUCGGUUUUUCCCCCUUCUCCGAUCUUCCCUUCUUAGGGAAGCACUAUUUAAAGAGCAAACAAAUUACAUUUUAGGAUGUUUAAGAUCAGCAUUAUGAAAAAUGACUAUUUUUUUCAGGAAAACUCAGUUGAAUGAUCUGAGAAAUUAUAAUUGUUUAGUUUCUCUCCCAGCUAAUGAUUCCUAUGAUAUGCUGAUUUAUUUUAUUUCUGAAAGGUUUAUGUUUCCUUUGUAUUUGUAUUUAUUUUGUUGCCAAACUUGAAUGCCAUCCUUUCCACUCUAUCAAGUAAUUCCUAAUUAUUAGAUGCUUUGGUGUACUUAUUUUUUUCCCCUUUCUGAUAAGGUCUGCCAAUAAAAAAACAACAAAAAAACAAACAAACAAAAAACUCCAAAUGAACUUAUUUUAGAUACUGUAUGUGAUCAAAUUUCCUUAAGCAUUGUGUGCAACUAUGCUGAAUCAUAUAAAUGAGUCAUGUAAUAUUGAUUUUGUAAUUUGUACACAAUAAGGUUAUAAAAUCCUAGGUGAUCUGAGUGUGGGUAGUUAUCUAUAUUUCUAGUUUCCUUUGUACAGAUUUAUUAUCCUUAGUGAAAGAAAAAUUUUCUUGUAUUGGUAAUUAUACCACUUUCUCAAACACCUAUUUCACACUAGAUUAAAAAAUAAUUGGAAGGCAAAUGGAAUAUAGCAGUUAGUAUAUUUCAAAUUUAUAUUCAUUUGAUCCAGAAUAUUGUUUUAACACCUUUUGAAUUCAUAACACUAAUUAUAUUUGAAUGUCAAACUAAAAAAUCUGUGAUUCUUAGAUGUUGGUGGUUAAAAAUGUUAGAGAAACUUUAUUAACUUCAUUUAUUUCCUUCAUUUUGCACCAUUUAAAAUAAAAUGUAAAGCACAAACAAAGUUGCACACACAAUAGUUGCAGCAUGGAUUUUUAUGCCUAUUACUUUUUGAUGAUUCUUUUGAGGAUACAAUGGAUUAAUUCAACUCACCACCUCCACUUAAAUGAUUUUUAGUGCUAGCAUCUUCAAUUGAUUUUGUAACUAUUGCCUCUAACUUCACUUUGAACUGAGUGGUGAGAUUAUUUUGAAGCCUUCAGAUUAUCCAUAAAAAGGCUAAUAAUGUUAAUUCUAAUAACCACUUGUUAAUCAUUUUCAAUCCCUUGUGUUCUGUAAGUUUAUGGCAUAUAGUGUUGGUGUUGUUAUCUAGUUUGUAAUUGUUUUUGUUGUUGAUGCAAAUAUUCAUUUGGAGGCAUGACUUGAUUUAUUGAAGGAUAAAUUCUCUUAUCAAAACCAAAUUUUAAAACUGCCACAAGUGUUGUUUUAAAUAAUAUGCUGCAUCCUAAUAGCUUUGUUAGCACUUUAGAUAUAAUUGAUAAAAUGCUCUAUUACAUGUGAAAUGCUUAAUAAAUUCUCUAUCUCAGCAGCA